Messenger RNA from Ilyonectria robusta, 195 nucleotides. RefSeq lists its product as uncharacterized. Lineage: Eukaryota; Fungi; Ascomycota; Sordariomycetes; Hypocreales; Nectriaceae. The annotation marks the transcript as partial. The record is from RefSeq and is a predicted model, not a curated record. The transcript has a single exon.
AUGCCCAUCACAAAUGGAGUAGAGACACUCUUGGCCGCACCGGAUGGGUAUGUGGUUGACUUCAACCAUCCGCAGCGACAAGGCAUCCCACAGGCGUACUACAUUGCCGGAUUUGGCUCCGCUAUUGCGUUGCUUUUCUUUGCGCAACGUUUGUACGUAAAACUGUUUCUUUCAGGCGGGCUACGGAUCGAUGAU